Molecule: messenger RNA, 1718 nt
Organism: Leptinotarsa decemlineata (Colorado potato beetle)
Lineage: Eukaryota; Metazoa; Arthropoda; Insecta; Coleoptera; Chrysomelidae
Gene: Gstcd
Product: glutathione S-transferase, C-terminal domain containing
Cellular component (GO): cytoplasm
Source: RefSeq, a predicted model, not a curated record
CUAUGACCAAGGAUAAACUUUUCAUCAGUGCAUUCCAUGAGUCAUCAACAUCGUUUUCAGUAAGUGUAGAAACACUGGAAAUCCUUUAUAUUUACAAACUAGUUAAGACUGACACAGUUGAUCUCUACCUCGACGUGCUAAUAGCCAAACCUUCAGAACCCCUGGUUGAAUGUGUUUUUGAUGGCAUUACGUAUACACCAACCCUUGAUAUUCCUGAAAUAGCACAGUUUGCUGAGUGGCCAGUAAUUGUCUCGGGAAAAAAAGUGGUGGCUGGCUUGUGUUCCGUAGCAAGAUACUUGCUGAAGAAUUCAACUAACAUAGAAAUCAAGAGCUUAUUAGGAUUCCGAGAUGCUUGCCUUAUGGCUUGUUCAGAGAGCUCUAUAUGGACUCGAUUUUGUGAAAUUGACAUCAUAGAAACAACGAAGAAUAUCAUCAAAAAUAAGUAUUACAAAGAAGGCAGAUUUUGCUUGCCAGGCGAUAUAGCAAGAUUUGAGUUUCACUUAUCGAAACCUGUGAGGAUGCACAAUAUUUAUAAAGUUGCUAGAGAAAAAAAUAAGGACAAAGAUAUCUCUUCUCAAAUACCUAUAGAAAAACUCAAUUUGAAUCACACUUUCAGUGAAGGUACUAUGAUGACAUUGGCAGAUGUGAUCUUGUAUCAGUGUUACAAAAUAUUUUUCCAACUUUCUCCCUUUGAUUUACUAGAAGAGAGAUUACCAUUAACACUGAGAUGGUUUCAAGUGAUGAGUGCUUCUGGUCUGCCACAAUUGGAAGUGAAAGUUUCUAACCCGGAAGAAGAAGUGACAGUUAUUGACGAACCUGUCUUUGUGAAACAAAGUCUCUACACUGCCGAUCCAUCCCGUUAUAGACCAGAAAAACGAGUUUACACUAAGCAAAAUGAUAUUGAACUAGCUUUUAAAUUGCUUGCUCCUGUUGAAAGUGUAAUUAUCAACAAAUGUAUACCAUUUGGAAUAGAUGCAGCUUUUGACUGGUCAAAUGUACCAAUUGAGGCAAAUCCUAAUGGGGGUGCAUUACCUAAGAAGCGGGCAAGUAGAAAAUGCGAGCAGCUUGAAAAUCUUGCCAAAGCUGUUAUUAAGCUGGCUUCGGACAAGGAGUAUAAAAUCGUGGAUUUCUGUAGUGGUAGCGGACAUUUAGGAAUAUUGUUGGCAGUUCUGCUACCAAAUUGUGAAAUUGUAUUAGUUGAGAACAAAGAAAGAUCUUUAUUGAGAGCGAAGGAACGAAUACAAAAGCUUAAUCUACCUAAUGUUACCAUAGUACAGUCUAACCUAGAUUAUUUUCUUGGCAGUUUUGAUAUAGGCGUAGCUUUGCAUGCCUGUGGAGUGGCAACAGACCUAGUUAUACAAAAUUGUAUUUAUAGACGAGCACACUUUGUUGUCUGCCCUUGUUGUUAUGGAGGUGUUAAGGACUGCCAUCAUGUGACAUAUCCUCGUAGUGAGCAGUUUAGGAAAUUGAAACUAGGAUACAAGAAUUAUUUGAGCUUUGCCCAUGCUGCUGAUCAAACUCAUGAAGAAGAUAACGUGAAGACAAAACAGGGGUAUUUUUGUAUGGACAUUGUGGAUACUGAUCGAAGGUUACAGGCAGAAAGUUAUGGGUAUAAUGUUAAUUUGGGUAAGCUCAAACCAAAUAGCUGUACAAAUAAGAAUAAUUUGUUGGUCGGAGUUUAUUCGAAACAUGAGGGAAAUAUAUGAGUUUUAUUUUUU